GUAGCCAACAGAGAGGACGGGGAAAAGUUGUGAGGUAGCCGGAGGGACGGGCAGGGAGGAGAGUCAGCGUCAUUGGUGCUCUGCUGAGGGGAAGCAAGAGCAGCUUUUCCUCCGGUCCGUCUGUCUCUCCACAUUUCUGUCUUUCUCUCUGUCUACCUCUCCACUGUAAUUAUCUGUCAUCCUGGCUGUGGCUGUGAUGUGGUGGGUUCUGCAGUGAAAGUGCCGGCUGGCGGAUUCUCCUUGAGUGAACCCUGACUGUGCGCAGUAUUCGCUGCUGUCCUGUCCACACUGACUCAGCUGUGCAGGCAGCCUGCCGGCCUCUGAGCGAACACCAGCUGCAAGAGCAGCCUCUUCCACCGUGGUGCACUGGGGUUAGGCGGGCAGGCUGCCUGCACCCUGACAACUGCGUGUGCUCGACUGGGACGUGCCUUGUUCGGGGUCCAGACAGCAUAUUCCAGAUUCAACACUGUAAACCAGAGAAGCCGAGCGGGGCUAAAGGAUAUUUUACGAGCUAUCUGGGAGCCGUUGGAUCCUGCAGCAGUAUCUGUUUCGAAACAGACAAGCCGGCUGCCAUGGAGGUGCAGUGGCUUGGGGUUGAAUUCCCGAGGCCGGGCCCUCCACAUAGAGCCGUUGGCCUGAUCUUCUCCAUACUGCUUGGCGCUUGGUCUGCUCAGGCCCUGGAGAUGUUGGUUGGGAAGAUUCCUUUUCUGCAGGCAGUGAACGGCAGCACGGUCAUGUUGCCUUGCUCAUACGCCAGCUGUAUCGGUAUAGAGGACCUCUAUUUUAACUGGCAGUUCAACGACAACGGCACCAUGCAGAAGGUGUGUGAUUCAGUGAUAGCAUCGGAGACGUCGGUGCCUAAAGUGGCCAUCUAUCGGGAGCGGGUGGAGUUUGUGGGGAUGAACCGUGCCAACAACAUCUCCAUCUUGCUGUGGAACAUCACCUUUGAGGACGGAGGCGAAUACACUUGUUUUGGACGCAAUCCCAAAGAGAAGGGCAGGAACCACAGUGCCAUCUUCCACCUGCUCGUGGUGGACGAGUUGAAGGUGGUGGACAACACGCUGACCAUCAUGAUAGCCUCAGCUGUGGGAGGAGCCAUCGCAGCUCUAAUGGGCUUCAUGUUGCUCAAGAACUUCACUCUUUAUGUUCUUUCCAAGCUCGAGGAGAGAAAUAAGGAGUGCCUUGUAACUUCAUCAGGGAUCGACAACACAGAAAAUGGCCUCUCAGGAUCCAAAGCGGAUUCAAAACCAACACCAAAAAAGAAAUGAGAAAGCGCAUGUAUAUGAAACCAUAUUUAUGUACCUUCUUUGCAUAUAUUGGUAUAUGCACAUGUGAUGCACACUGGAACAUGUAUUAGUGUUAAGUUUGGAUCCUAAAAACAGCCUGGCUGUGGCUCACAAAGGAGAAUACAUGCGGCUGCGUACAAAUGUGUUUGAUGAUAUACAACUGAAGAAUGAUGAUUACAGAGUACAUGUUAAGUGCACAUGACAGAGCUUGAUUGAUUGAUUUAUUAUUAUUAUUGAUUUAUUGAGAAUAAUUUCUAAAUUAUAUAAUAUUUACUUCCCGCGUCCCACCUGGUGUCUUAGUCAUCAACCUCUUUUCAACAUAUUAUCCAUAUUAUUUGUGUUUUUUGAGUGGAACCAUUAACUGGGUCUGAUAACAGUUCAACAUUAUA
Molecule: messenger RNA, 1675 nt
Organism: Gasterosteus aculeatus aculeatus (three-spined stickleback)
Lineage: Eukaryota; Metazoa; Chordata; Actinopteri; Perciformes; Gasterosteidae
Gene: scn4bb
Product: sodium channel, voltage-gated, type IV, beta b
Biological process (GO): cardiac muscle cell action potential involved in contraction; regulation of ventricular cardiac muscle cell membrane repolarization; regulation of sodium ion transmembrane transporter activity
Cellular component (GO): plasma membrane; voltage-gated sodium channel complex
Molecular function (GO): transmembrane transporter binding; sodium channel regulator activity
Source: RefSeq, a predicted model, not a curated record